UGGCACAUUUUCACUCCACUGUUAAGAGGAGGAGGAUCUCCUGUGCGCUCAUGUUCUGCUCCAAGAGAAAUAAAGAUUUUUUUCUGUAUUUUUUUAUCCUAUUGAGGAUUAAAGAGCUUUACAAGGACACCCACAAUACAAUAUAGGAUUUACCCACUUCUCUUUAUCAGCAGCAGCAUGAAGAAACGUGGAGUUUUAUGGGAAAAGUGACUGGAGCACUUGGUUUGCCUCUCUUCACCACACAGCAUCAGGAGCUGCUCGAAGCUGAACUGCGAUGGCCAAGUGGCUCAAGGACUACCUGAGCUUUGGCAGGAAGGUUCCCCCUCAGCCUCCCACACCAGACUACACAGAGAGCGAGAUCCUCAAAGCGUACCGGCUCCAGAGAGACCUGGAUUUUGAAGAUCCCUACGAGGACGUGGACAGUAGAUCCAGAGGGGAUUCAGUGUCUUUUGACCCAGCCACACCAGUUUACAGUUCUCCCAUGAAGUCAUCCAGCGUGGACAUGAAGUCUCCUAUACACAGACUGAUCAAAGUGGACUCCCAGGAACUGGGGCGCACCAAGAUUCUCCUCAGCACCGUCUCUUUGGAAGACCAAAAAGAGCCUGUGGUGCCGUCAGCCCCACUGGCAGGGGACACAGAUUAUUCAGACCCGUUUGACGCUCGGUUAGACCACCGAGCAGAUCCAGAUCUCGGACCUGUUCCCUGUGAGAAUAAUGGCUACAUGGAGCCAUAUGAAGCCCAAAGGGUCAUAUCAGAACUGCAGCGUGCCCCCGGAGGAGGCCGGCUACGAGGAGGGGUGCAGCUCUACGACACUCCUUAUGAAGAUGAGCAAGGACAGCGCCUGGGCUUUGGGUAUGGAGAACUUCACGAGGAGGGCAAGGAGAGCAGCAGACUGCCACAGGAUGACGAGAGACCAGCCGAUGAGUAUGACCAACCCUGGGAAUGGAAGAAAAACCACAUCUCCAAGGCAUUUGCAGAAAUGAGGGAGUUGUCGAAGUUGCCCUGGCCUUCCCCAGUGGGUCAGCUGGAAGAGCAGCCCCCCGUCAGAGAGCAAGUGCAGUUUGACGGAGCAGAGUGGGAUCGCUCGUCAUCGCCCACAGAGCGGUUGCGUCCUCCUGGGCCCAGGUCCAGCCCACUAGCAGGAGGGGGAAUGAAAUUUCGAACGCCGCUCGAAAGCCCGACGAUGAUGGGAGAGAGAGUGGACGCCACUCUGCCUUUGGAGAAGCAGGUCAGUUGGUACCACGGUUCACUGUCCCGUUCAGAGGCAGAGUCUCUGCUAACACUGUGUAAAGAGUGUAGCUACCUGGUGAGGAACAGUCAGACUAACCGCUCCGACUACACCUUGUCUCUACGGAGCUGUCAGGGUUUUAUGCACAUGAAGUUCUCCCAGUGUAAAGACGGGAAGUACGUGCUGGGACAGAACAGCCCGCCGUUUGACACCAUUCCAGAGGCCGUCCACUUUUACACCACGCACAAACUCCCGAUCCGAGGCGCCGAGCACCUGUCCCUGCUGUUUCCUGUGCAGGUCCAGACGCUCUGACUGAGAUGAACUCUCCUCCGGCUGAAACGUGAGGAUAUUUAUUGUGAUCAGAUGCUGAAAACUUCAACAUUUGAAUGUCAGCAGAGUGGAACUGCUGUCUGUGAGGCAGUGAAUACGCACACAGGACGCGCUCGGCCUCAGACAUCGCAGCUGUUGCAUCCGUGCCAAAAAAAACAUUAAAAUUAUUUCUGGAUCAAUUCACAUGAAAUGCAAUACCUGAACUUCAGGCACCUUUGGUGUAGCUCCUCCCUCUCAUCUUUGUGUUUAACCAAGCGGGCUGGCUUCAGGACAGCUGCUCCACUUCACUGCAUUUCUUUCACAGCUGAUGGGAACGCACUGGAUGUUAGCAGAGCAGCUUCUGGAUCAAAGUCUGCGUUUUGUGAAUGUACUGAGGCUCCAGUUCACAGAAGAUGAGAGGAGGGCUGAUUUUUAAGUUAUUACUGUGCUACUGGUAAAAAAAAUAUUGCUGUUGUCGGGUGAAUACCUUGAUUAUCAUGUUCACACGUUUUGUGGGUUUUUAAUUAAUCAAUACAUCACAGUGAAGAAGAUGAGAAGCCCUGCUGUUGUCUGUGCUACAAAUAAACUGCUGAAAGGAAGAUACGAGGUUUUUACCUUCACCAGUUCGAUUUUACUUCCCAAUUUCUCUUAAAAUCUCGCCUUUUCUGGUUAUUUCUGUAUUCUUGCUAAAGAUUGCCUGCCACAGUUUGUGUUGGCUGUUGAUUGUUCUUCGUAGCUAAGAGAGGAGCUGUACCGUGCCGGUCCAGGUGUUGCCUGCUGUCAUCUCAUGACUGACUUUCAGUUCAGAUAAGUUUUGAAGCAGAGCUACACACAAAACAAAGAAAUGGAAUACUUAGAUUUCUAAAAUGUUGCCUGUGUUUUUAGUCAUUUUCUCACUUCCUGCAGAUUUUUGGCUGACUCAUCGCAGUGUGGAUGUCGAGAUAUACCCAACGCUUCUGGACUGGGUUUUAACGUCAGAUGCUUGGUUGCAGUAUUUUUAGAUUCAAACUAAUUUUAGGGAAACAUUUUGUGUUCUACUGAAAAUGACAAAUUUGUCCAAGUCCUCGUUUCUGGAUCCAGAAAUGUAA
Molecule: messenger RNA, 2625 nt
Organism: Nematolebias whitei (Rio pearlfish)
Lineage: Eukaryota; Metazoa; Chordata; Actinopteri; Cyprinodontiformes; Rivulidae
Gene: shdb
Product: Src homology 2 domain containing transforming protein D, b
Exons: 8
Coding region: 275-1540 (421 amino acids)
Molecular function (GO): phosphotyrosine residue binding
Source: RefSeq, a predicted model, not a curated record